AUGGCUGGAAGAGUCCGGCAAGUGGAGAAUAGUGCAAGGCUGAUUAUCUUAUUUGGCAUGUUAAUAAUGGCCCCCAUUAAAGCAGAUCCAGAGACCAGACUUUUAGCCUAUGGAUGCAGCCCUAUCCCCAACAGCAAUGCCACACGCUUUGCGCAAAAUUUAAAGGCGGCUCUCGAUUAUGUGUGUAGAAAGGAUAAGUCCGCUGCUGAUUGCGCUACCUGCAUCAAGGUAGAAAGAAUACAAGCUGCCAACUGUACCAAAGUUACCGGCGGGAGAGCAAGCUACGACGGAUGUUUUGGGCCGUCUAAUACCACAGUCUAUGGACUUGCCUCGUGUAUACGUUCCCUUCAAAUGGAUUCCUGCCAAAAGUGCCUCGCUAUUGCCCUGGACAACAUAAAUAAGUGUAUUCCUCGCUCUCAGGGACGGGCUGUAGACGCCGGCUGCUACUUGCGAUACGAUUCGCAACCCUUUUAUCCAAGCAAUGUGACUAUCGAGUUGAAACAUUUCUUAGCCGAAGGGAAGAAGAAGGUGAGUUCUACAGUGUGGAUAAUAAUUGGUGUUGUGGGAGGGGUAUUCAUACUUGGCCUUAUAACUUGUUUCCUUGCCUUCCGGAAGCGGAUGAUGCGCCCAAGCCAGAAACAAGUGGAUACUGAAGGAGCAACAGAACUUCGUGGGCCGGGAGAUUUUGAAUUCAAGAUUCUGAAAAGGGCAACCAACAAUUUUGAUGAAGCAAAUAAGCUUGGAGAAGGAGGGUUUGGUCAAGUAUUCAAGGGUACGUUGAAAAAUGGCAACGUUGUAGCAAUAAAGAAGCUGACACUAGGUCGCUCUCCCCGCGCAAUUGCUGAAUUCGAAAGCGAAGUGAAACUCAUUUCUAAUGUUCAUCACAGAAAUCUUGUGCGUUUACUUGGAUGUUGCAGACAAGGCCAAGAAAGGCUCUUGGUUUAUGAGUACAUGCCCAACAGCAGCCUCGACAGAAUAUUAUUUGGAGAACAUAUAAAAUCUUUGAGUUGGAAGGAAAGGUUCAACAUUAUCCUGGGCACUGCUCGUGGUCUGGCCUAUCUCCAUGAGGAAUUCCAUGUCUGUAUCAUCCAUCGUGAUAUUAAAUCAAGCAAUAUAUUACUUGACAACAACUUUGAGGCAAAAAUAGCAGAUUUUGGGCUGGCAAGACUUCUUCCACAUGAUAAAACUCAUGUCAGCACAAAAUUUGCAGGAACCUUUGGAUACACGGCUCCAGAAUAUGCUAGCCAGGGGCAAUUAACAGAGAAAGCUGAUACCUACAGCUUUGGUGUGGUGGUUCUUGAAAUAAUCAGUGGCAGAAAAAGCAUUGACUUGAAUCAGCCACCUGAUAUGCAAUAUCUGCUUGAAUGGGUUUGGAGCCUACACGAAGAAAACAAGGUUUUAGAGGUGGUGGAAGGAGAAGAGAAGAUGGAAGGGUAUAAUGAAGAAGAGGUGGGGAGGGUAAUAAACCUUGCGCUUCUAUGCAUACAAGGUUCUCCUACUCAUAGGCCAUCAAUGUCUGAGGUUGUGACAAUACUGUUAAGCAAAGCUGAGUUUGAAUUUCAGAAACCUCUGCAGCCAGCAUUCAUAUACGUGGGGUACAAAGUACGCGGAGAAAAUUCUCCUUCAUUCGAAUCAGUUGCUAUGAUUACAGAAUCCCUUUAUUCUCGUUAG
Messenger RNA from Cryptomeria japonica (Japanese cedar), 1671 nucleotides. Its product is annotated as cold-responsive protein kinase 1-like. Lineage: Eukaryota; Viridiplantae; Streptophyta; Pinopsida; Cupressales; Cupressaceae. The transcript has 9 exons. Bases 1 to 1671 code for a protein of 556 amino acids. Gene Ontology annotation, molecular function: ATP binding; protein kinase activity. The record is from RefSeq and is a predicted model, not a curated record. Gene Ontology annotation, biological process: protein phosphorylation.